Molecule: messenger RNA, 1125 nt
Organism: Penicillium pulvis
Lineage: Eukaryota; Fungi; Ascomycota; Eurotiomycetes; Eurotiales; Aspergillaceae
Product: DNA-directed RNA polymerase core subunit RPC40
Exons: 3
Coding region: 1-1125 (374 amino acids)
Biological process (GO): DNA-templated transcription
Cellular component (GO): RNA polymerase I complex; RNA polymerase III complex
Molecular function (GO): protein dimerization activity; DNA binding
Source: RefSeq, a predicted model, not a curated record
AUGGCGCCUCUUGUUCCGUCGCAGGAGGAGCUGCAACGUCGCCGUAUCAUCGGUGUCAACGCAGAGACUGUUACCAACAUCCCCUCAACAGACUUCCCUGGCCAUUGGCCUGGAGAAUCGCAUGGGUGGGCUCUCGACCAGUUCAAGAACGACUUCAAGGUCGAAUACCACCGCAAUGACCCGUACGAGGCCUCGUUCUCACUGAUCGGACUCGAUGCUGCCGUCGCCAAUGCAUUCCGCCGCAUCCUGAUGGCCGAAAUCCCUACUCUGGCAAUCGAAACCGUCUACGUUCACAACAACACCUCCGUCAUUCAAGAUGAGGUACUCGCGCAGCGUCUCGGACUUAUCCCGCUGAAGGGCUCCGUGGAGGGAAUCAACUGGAUGCAAUGGGAGCAGAAAGCCCCCGGAGACGAGGGAUCCGCAGCUCCCGAACUCACCGACUUCAACACCGUUGUGAUGCAACUCGAUAUCGAAUGCACACAGAACCCUGACGUUGCCGAUGAUGAGACCGAUCCUCGCAAGCUAUACAACAACGCUCAUGUCUACUCCAAGCAUCUCACUUUCACCCCUGUCGGUCGCCAGGAACAGUUCUUUGUCGGCGAUGGUGCGAUUCGCGCUGUCCAGCCUGACAUCCUGAUCGCUAAGAUGCGCCCCGGUCAGAAAAUCGAGAUGGAGCUGCACUGUGUUAAGGGUAUCGGUGCUGAUCACGCCAAAUUCUCCCCUGUCGCAACUGCGUCCUACCGUCUCCUGCCGGACAUUCAGAUCCUGCGCCCCAUUAUCGGCGAGGAUGCUAAGAAGUUUGCCAAGUGUUUCCCCAAGGGCGUUAUUGGCCUUGAGCCCGUUACUUCGGAGGAGGCUUCCCGUGCUGGAAGCGGAUACGAGGGACACGCCGGUGAGCAGAAGGCUGUCGUGAAGGAUGCUUUCAACGAUACCGUCAGCCGAGAGUGCCUGCGCCACGAGGAGUUCCAGGGUAAGGUGAAGCUGGGACGUGUUCGGGAUCACUUCAUUUUCAACGUCGAGAGUUCGGGUCAGUUCGAGAGUGACACUCUUUUCCUGGAGUCCGUCAAGGUUCUGAAGUUGAAAUGCGCUCGGUGGAAGCGCGGUCUGAAUGAUCUGAUGGCGUAA